Molecule: messenger RNA, 1383 nt
Organism: Angiostrongylus costaricensis
Lineage: Eukaryota; Metazoa; Nematoda; Chromadorea; Rhabditida; Metastrongylidae
Source: the annotation of a GenBank genome assembly
UUGCCCGGCAACGCACCCAAUCAAUUAUCGAUUUAUGUCGCGCAAUCGUUACCGAUUACUAUUGACAACGACAUCGUCGGUGAGCCCGAUAUCGAGUGUUUAGAGGAGGAAAUUCGAAUAUGGGUGAAAACAAGAAAGCCUUUCGCAGGUCGGAUUUAUGCCAAAGGUAAAGCGGAUGUGGAAGAAUGCAGUAAAGACGAUUUUGCCAAGGAGCGUACAAAAAAACCGCAUUUUGAUCUACAGUUUGGUGUUUGUGGUAUGAAAAGCUUACGAUCGGUCGACCCACGCGGAAUGUACUACGGUGUCACUAUAGUGGUUUCAUUUCAUCCGCUGUUUAUCACGAAAGUCGAUCAGGCAUUUCAUGUGAAAUGCUUCUUUGAAGAGGCAAGUCAUGGACUUACGGCUGAGCUGGGUGUAAGCAUGAUUCCGACGACGGAAGUAAAUGCACGCCAUGGUAUACCUGGUUGUUCUUACAGUAUUCACAAGAGUUCCAUUGAUGACCUAGACCAGGGUAAGCCGGCUGGUCCACCGAUUCAAUUUGCUCGGAUUGGCGAUCGAGUACUUCAUCAGUGGCACUGUAAUGAUAAGAUGUUCGGUGUGUUAAUAAAUAAUUGUUAUGUGACUGAUGGAUUCGGUAAGAAAGCCGACGUCGUUAAUGAUAAAGGAUGUCCAGUGGAUCCGAUUUUAAUCACUGGGAUACGGUACUCUACUGAUCUACAACGUGCAUAUGCUGAAUCAUCGGUUUUCAAAUUUGCCGAUAAACCUGGUGUUUGGUUUUUCUGUCAGAUUCAGAUGUGUAUGAAGAAAUCCGGAAUGUGUAAUGGAAUAACCGUAAGGAUUUCUGUUUGUUUAAAAGUUACGAAGGAUUCUGAAACAAUCGAUGCCUAUCCACCAGCUUGCGCUACAACUGCUCCUCCGAUCGAGGAACGAGAAGAUGGCUAUCCGUUGUCGUCUGGACCACCAUAUCCGCCAUCAGUGCCACCAUUAGAUGAGCUUGCAUAUCCAGAGCCGACAAUACCACAACCAAAGGCGACGACUUCAUCAAACGAUUAUUUCGAAAACAGACGGCAUAGCGAGUACUUGGAAUAUCCGGAAGAAAACAAGCGUCGGAAACUGCACAAGUCCGUUUCAGAUUUUCGUGACUACAAUGACUACGAUGAUGUUACCAUUCCACCAAACCUCAGCGAUUUACUAGCAAACCUCCCAGAUGACGUCAGCGCGGAAACACUUCAAAAAAUGUUCCGGUCAAUCACUGAUGGAGGGGGUCGAAUUGUUGAAGAAACAGCUAAAGGUUCGUUAACUCUAUUCAAUCUCUGCUCUGGUAAGUUUUCGUCAAAAAUUUUGCUACCGUAUACGAAACAACCAACGUUUAGUUCAUGUUAG